AUAUUGAAUAAAAACUAGUAUUUUAUUAUAUAUAUAACUAUGUGCAAGCUUCGGCUUUUUGCACACAUACAACUAAGCACAGCGAGGCGCUUGACUUAGGUCAUUUUAGGCUAACUACAUAAAAGUCUACUUUGUAACGGAAGCUGCGUCUUUUUCUCUAUUUCUAAAAAAAAAAUAGCCGUCGGAAUUAACGUCCGUUUUCCAAAGUGAAUACAGUACCCACACUUGUAAACACGUCGCUCUCUUCAAUACAAGGAAGUGUAACUCACCGUAAAACUCCCCGGAUGAGCUAAAGGCCUGACGGACCAAUCACGCAGCUCCUGCGGCUAAAGUUAGCUCCAGACGCUAAGCGCGUGGACUACUUUUCUCUCAAAAUUUCCUGAUAAUCAACAACAGCAACGAGAUGUUUGGGUCGUCGAGAUCCGGAGGCAUACGAGGGGGACAGGACCAGUUUAACUGGGAUGACGUGAAAGUCGAUAAACACAGAGAAAAUUAUCUCGGAAACUCCUUGAUGGCACCAGUAGGUCGGUGGCAGAAGGGCAAAGAUUUAACGUGGUAUUCAAAAGACAAAAAAACUGGCAAAACUUUGUCCAAGGAGGACGAACUUGCUGCUGUGAGAGCAGCGGAAGAGGAGGCGUUGAUGGCUGCCCUAGGGCACAAGAAUAUAAAGAGACAGCCAACUGGCCUUACUAAAGAAGACCUGGUAGAGGUUUGCAGGAGGGAAGAGGCUGACGGCGAGGAGAGGAACGUGGAUCGUAUAUCAGGUUUAGGAAGCUCCAGCGCUGGGUCACGAAAACUGGUGCUGACCCAAAAAGAAAAGGAGGCGGCUAAGAUGGGCCUACCAGUUUUUACACAUCACAAGACUGAAGGUCGUCCAGAAACAUCAGCAGCAAAAACAUCUCCGAGUGCUGCAAAACAAGAGCUGGAACAAAAGCCUGAGAGCAAAAAGAAAAAGAAGGACAAAAAGAGCAAGAAGGAGAAGAAGAAAGAAAAGAAGAAGAAAAGGCAAAGAAGAGAUUCGUCCUCAUCAGACUCGGAUGAUAACAGGAAGAGACACAAAAAGGACCACCAUCAUCAUAAUCCAUCAUACCAUAGUCAGAGUGGAGCCAGACCCCAUGACAGCCAUUCAAGGGGGGGAGAAAAGAACGAGCGACAGCCUUCCCACCCCCAUCAUCGACAUCAGCGGCGUGACACAGACUCCUCUGACGGGGGGUCCCCUGCCCGCAGCAACCCUGCCAUCCACAAGAAGGCCCCUGCUGGUGCCACACAAAGCCACAGGCGGCGCCACGACACAGACUCGGACGACUAAAUGUCCUGCUCCCCCAUCCAAUCAAAGACACAUAAUGCAGACAGAGCACUCCACAGCAGCUUGACUGGCCACGAGGGCCUCCGGUACUCCAGACAGGAUGGAAACUAGUUAGUGCAAUACGUUUGAGCCUUUUGUAUUAACUAAUUCUCUCAAUACGCUGGCCAUGAGGUGGUGGUGGUGACGCAGGUGUAUUUUUGGGGGGGUUGUAUAUGACCAGCUUUUGAAGCUGUUAAGCAUCACAUGGUUAGAAACAACGUUUUUUAUUGUAUUAAACAUAAUUUGGAAGCUGAAGAAUUAUCUUUUUUUUUUUUUUCCCAGUCAUCAGCCCGAGCUCUUGUGGUUUUUACUGAGCUCAAAACUUUUAUACUAACACAACUGUUGUUGCAAUCAGGACAUUUAUUUGGAGAGUUUUGACAUUUUCAUGCCUUUUCAGUUGCUUUGAAUUUUCCUUUAAUUGUUUUGAAAACCCACAAAAAUGCUGUUUUGAUGCAUUUUUGUUUUUGCCCUUGAACAUAUCCUCCACCCCCCUGCAUUGCUUGGA
Molecule: messenger RNA, 1850 nt
Organism: Nematolebias whitei (Rio pearlfish)
Lineage: Eukaryota; Metazoa; Chordata; Actinopteri; Cyprinodontiformes; Rivulidae
Gene: c9h1orf35
Product: chromosome 9 C1orf35 homolog
Exons: 8
Coding region: 404-1309 (301 amino acids)
Source: RefSeq, a predicted model, not a curated record